Neopelma chrysocephalum (saffron-crested tyrant-manakin) is the source of this 2171-nucleotide messenger RNA. It is a transcript of the gene HGFAC, whose product is annotated as HGF activator. NCBI's taxonomy places the organism in Eukaryota, Metazoa, Chordata, Aves, Passeriformes, Pipridae. Gene Ontology annotation, cellular component: rough endoplasmic reticulum; extracellular region. The transcript has 14 exons. Bases 133 to 1884 code for a protein of 583 amino acids. The record is from RefSeq and is a predicted model, not a curated record. Gene Ontology annotation, molecular function: serine-type endopeptidase activity. Gene Ontology annotation, biological process: zymogen activation; blood coagulation.
AAACUAAAAUACCCUAAAGUCAAGUAAAUCACAGUCCCUUAUGAAAACUCAUUGCUGAUUCACCCUUUCAUUUCAGCCCAGCCCUGGAAGUUUCCCUGUACCAGGCAAAACCUUCAUGAGAGGAAAGCAAAGAUGAAAGUCUGUGCUCCUUUCACUGUUGUCUUGGCUCUGACUCUGAGCAGUGACUGUGCAAAGAUGCGCCACAAAUCUGGGGCAGGAAGAGGCUCCAAACAUGAGUUCAAGCGCCCACAAGUGUUUACAGAGGAUGGAAAUUUAUGCAAAUUUCCUUUCCGGUUUGGAGGAAGGUUUUAUCACUCGUGUAUUUCAAAUAUGUUUUCCAGAAAGAAAUGGUGUUCAACAACACCUAACUUUGACCGGGACAGGAGGUGGGGACACUGUGCUUUGUCACACAAAGACAACUCAGAUCACUGUGCAAGCAACCCUUGCCAAAAUGGAGGUACCUGUUCUCUCACUCACAGCCAUAGGAUGUACCACUGUACCUGUCCCGAGGAAUUCACAGGCGAGGAUUGUCAGCUGAAGAAAUGUUUUGACAACAGUCUCUAUGAGUUCUUUGAUGUGGGCGUGAACUGGUCAAGAGUCCAACACGGAGCUGUGGAGCAGUGCAUGUGUGUGAACGGCCAGAUCGAGUGCGAGCGUGUUGGACACAAAAGCUGUGUUCAUGAUCCUUGCAUGAAUGGUGGAGAAUGUAAAAUGGUUACCAUCAGUGGGAAAAUAGUAUGUGAUUGCAAAGACAAUUAUGGAGGAAAGUAUUGCAAUAUUGUUCCGAGCCAUCGGUGCUAUGUUGGCAAUGGCACAGAGUACAGAGGUAUGGCCAAGACAACCAUUUCUGGGCACAGCUGCUUGCCUUGGGAUUCAGACCUGCUUUACCAAGAGCUUCACGUUGACAGCAUUGGGAAAGCAGUACAGCUUGGCCUGGGGCCGUUCCCUUACUGCAGAAAUCCAGAUGAUGAUGAGAAGCCAUGGUGUUACAUCAUGAAGAACAACAGUUUGUCUUGGGAGUAUUGUGACAUUCCAACUUGUGCAAGCAGGGAAAGGAGGCCACCAGUUCCAGACAACGUAGGUACUUACGCAGUUACCAGAAGACCAUGUGGGAGAAGACAUAAAAAAAGAAGUUUUGUGAGACCUAGGAUUGUUGGGGGAUCUUCAUCUCUGCCUGGAUCUCAUCCCUGGACAGCAGCUAUAUAUAUUGGAGGGAGUUUCUGCGGUGGAAGCCUGGUUCAGACUUGUUGGGUUGUGUCAGCAGCACACUGCUUUGCUAACAGCCCCCUAAAAUCCACUAUUAGAGUAGUUCUGGGUCAGCAAAUAUUUAACAAAACGACUGAUGUAACACAGACAUUUGAAAUAGAGAAAUAUAUCUUGCAUCCUGAGUAUUCCGUGUUCAACCCUACUGAACAUGAUAUUGCUUUGAUUAAGCUGAAGAAGAAUGGCCAACGUUGUGCUGUCAAAUCCCAGUUUGUUCAGCCCAUCUGCUUGCCGGAGAGUAACACUGUUUUCCCUGACCAUUGGAAAUGUCAGAUUUCUGGAUGGGGACACAAGCAUGAGAAUAUAACUGGUUAUUCAGAUGUCCUGCAAGAAUCACUGGUUCCACUUAUUCCUGAGGAGAAGUGCAGAAGUCCUGAAAUUUAUGGAACAGAACUCACUGAAAAUAUGUUCUGUGCUGGCUACUUUGAUAGUAAAUCUGAUGCUUGUCAGGGAGAUUCUGGCGGACCUCUGGCCUGUGAGGAAAAUGAAAUCUCUUACCUCUAUGGAGUUAUCAGCUGGGGAGAUGGCUGUGGCAGAGUCAACAAACCUGGAGUAUAUACACGAGUGACAAACUACGUAAACUGGAUUAAUGAGAAAAUAGCCCCCCGAAAAACUAGUUGAACAGUUAAAUAUGCUAACAUUUGAAGCAGGGUUCAGGAGUCUUCUGGUUUCAUUAAACUGGCAUAAGUAUUUUAUUAUAAGCUGGUAUGAAAACUGUCAUGGUAAUUCAUAGCAAUUCCAAGCCAGACCACUAAAGUAGGCCUGCUCCAUCUGAUGUCAGCAACCUUGAUCUAGAAUUCUGGGGCUGUGGGUUGCUCAACAUACAUGACUGUCUUUAUUUGUCUUAAUAAAAAAAAAACCAAAAAUGUUGAGACGGUGCACAAAAAUCUACAACUCUCCGUCUGCCU